Molecule: messenger RNA, 1776 nt
Organism: Punica granatum (pomegranate)
Lineage: Eukaryota; Viridiplantae; Streptophyta; Magnoliopsida; Myrtales; Lythraceae
Source: RefSeq, a predicted model, not a curated record
CUGUCUAUGUUUCUCUCGUGGUUACCGCGGCCUCUUCUUCAGUGGUUUGCUUGCUUCUUAUCCGUCGGUCGUUGCUGCUCAUCCUCCAAUCAAAGCUGAUUUCUCUUCCAGCUCCCUCCCUCCAAGUCCGAGGCCACGGCCGAUCAAGGACCCUGCCCCCAUGAGGCUGAUUGUCCCGCUGCAAGGGGUCGUGCAGGGCCGUGGGGGCCUCCUCAUGGGCUCCCUCAUCCCCUGCGCCCUCUUCUACUUCCUCCAGCUCUACCUGAAGAAGCGCCACCGCUCCCCCAAGCCUCGCUCCCCAUCUGUGUCUCCUUCUCCCUCUUCCUCCAACCUCGCCGAGCUGCCCCGGUCCGCUUCGCGGUCCAACCUCUCGUCCCGGGGGUCCAUCGGGCCCGCUCGGACCUCGAACAGGGCCACCUCCAUCGCUAAACCUAAUACGUCCCCUUACUAUGUCGGUUUGGAUAGGGUGUUGGAGGACCCUUAUGAUCGUGUGCAUUAUCCCGACGGGAUUAUCCAGCUGGGGUUAUCUGAAAACAGGUUGUGCUUGGAUUUGAUUGACGAAUGGAUGUCUGAGAACCUAAACAAUUCGGUGAUCAGAGGAGAUGGUGGCGAUCUGGGCAUUGCUGGCUUAGCAACUUACCAGCCCUCAGAUGGACUAGUGGAAUUGAAAGUGGCUAUGGCAAGUUUCAUGUCCAAGGUUGUGAGCAAAGAAGUUUCAUUCAAUCCAUCACAAAUUGUAAUAACAUCAGGUGCCACACCCGCUAUUGAGAUAUUGUGCUUUUGCUUGGCAGACCAAGGGAAUGCAAUUCUUGUUCCUACUCCAUAUUAUCCCGGUUUUGACCGAGAUAUGACAUGGAGAACAGGAGUUGAGCUUAUUCCAGUCCAUUGUCGAAGCACUGACAAUUUCAUCCCAAGCAUCACAGCUCUUGAUCAAGCUUUCAAUCAAGCAAAGAAACGGGGUUUACGAGUCCGAGGGAUUCUCAUCUCUAAUCCUUCAAAUCCUGUAGGGAAUAUGCUACCAAGGGAAACACUCUACAGUCUCUUAGACUUUGCACGUGAGAAAAACAUCCACAUCCUCUCCGAUGAGAUAUUUGCAGGGUCCACACAUGGGAACGAGGAAUUUGUUAGCAUGGCUGAAAUUGUCGGUGAGGAAGAGUUUGAUAAGGACAGGGUUCAUAUUAUUUAUGGUCUGUCAAAGGAUCUUUCUAUUCCAGGCUUUAGAGUAGGGUGCAUUUACUCUUUUAACGAGACUGUCUUGGCUUCUUCGAAAAGGAUGGCAAGAUUUUCUCCUGUUUCAGCUCUGACCCAAAGGUUACUGGUCUCACUGCUUUUGGACACGAGGUUUAUUACUAAAUAUUUGGAGACAAAUAGGAGGAGGAUUCGACAAGUGUAUGAUUUGUUCGUGGCAGGUUUGAAGGAAUUAGGGGUCAAGUGGACAGAGGGCGGCGCAGGUUUGUUUUGUUGGGUGGAUAUGAGUGGACUUAUUCGGUCGUACAGUGAGAAGGCAGAACUCGAGCUAUUUGAUAGGCUGCUGAAUAUUGCCAAGAUCAAUGCAACUCCUGGUUCAGCUUGCCACUGUAUAGAACCAGGCUGGUUCCGUUGUUGUUUUACUACUUUAAGUCUGGAGGAUGUUCCAGUUGUAAUAGAAAGGAUUCGUAGAGUUGCAGAAAUAUGUAAAUCUCCCAGAUGAACAAACAAGCAGAAAAGCGGCUGUUAUAUUUUCUGUUCUUUAGGAGGGAAAUUAUUUCAGAUAUCAAUUAUUGGAGUACAUUUGCA